This is a messenger RNA of Anopheles merus, 2042 nucleotides long. It is a transcript of the gene CSN1b, whose product is annotated as COP9 signalosome complex subunit 1b. The record is from RefSeq and is a predicted model, not a curated record. Gene Ontology annotation, cellular component: COP9 signalosome. The transcript is spliced from 3 exons. Lineage: Eukaryota; Metazoa; Arthropoda; Insecta; Diptera; Culicidae. Bases 110 to 1570 code for a protein of 486 amino acids.
AUACUGUCACACACACCGAUGAACAAAAGCCAAUAGAAAAGGAAUUGUAGUGUACGCAAAGGAUACAAUAUUUUCUGCUAAAACUUAUUGUUCAAGUUCAUCGUGCAAAAUGCCUCUGCCCGGAUGUUUUUCGAAUGCAGUCGAGCCGAUGCAGGUGGAUGUACAGCCGGAAGACAACGAAAACAACGAGGAGGACAUGUACAUAGUGGAAAACCCGUCGAUCGAUCUGGAACAACUUGCCAACCAGUACACCGGGCUGGCAAAGCUGCACCGGCUAAUCUACGUUGCGGACCACUGCCCGACGCUGCGCCUCGAAGCGCUCCGGAUGGCCAUAAACUAUGUGACGACCACCUACAACGUAACGCUGUACCAGCAUCUGCACAAGAAGCUGGCGGACAAUGUCAGCACGCUGUUUCUGCCCGACGUUGCCUCCCAGUCGACCGGCUCACAAGAGAUACCCUCUUUCGAUGCGACCUGGGUUGAGUCGAAGAGCAAAAAGUCUGCCCUGAAGCUGGAGAAGCUGGACUGCGAUCUGAAGAACUACAAGGCCAACUCGAUCAAGGAAAGCAUCCGGAGGGGACACGACGAUCUGGGUGAUCACUAUCUGAACUGCGGCGAUCUGUCGAACGCGCUCAAGUGUUACUCGCGGGCCCGCGACUACUGUACCAGCGGUAAGCACGUGGUGAACAUGUGCCUGAACGUGAUCAAAGUGUCGAUCUACCUGCAGAACUGGUCACACGUGCUCAGCUACGUCUCGAAGGCGGAGGGUACGGCCGAGAUCGCGGAAACGUCCAAGGACAAGGAUCCGAACCAGGUUGUGAUUACACGGCUCAAGUGUGCCGCCGGGUUGGCCGAGCUGGCGACCCGUAAGUACAAGUCGGCGGCCAAACACUUCCUGCAGGCAAACUUUGACCACUGCGAGUUUCCCGAGAUGAUCUCGACGAACAAUGUGGCAAUGUACGGGGGUCUGUGCGCACUGGCCACGUUCGACCGGCAGGAGCUGAAGCAGGUGAUUGCGAGCAGCUCGUUCAAGCUGUUCCUCGAGCUGGAACCGCAGUUGCGCGAUAUCAUCUUCAAGUUCUACGAGUCCAAGUACGAUUCGUGCCUGAAGCUGCUGGACGAAAUCAAGGACAAUCUGCUGCUCGACAUGUACAUCGCGCCGCACGUCAACGCGCUCUACACGCAGAUCCGCAACCGCGCACUGGUGCAGUACUUUAGCCCGUACAUGUCCGCCGACAUGCGCAAGAUGGCUACCGCGUUCAACCGAUCGGUUGCGGCGCUAGAAAACGAGCUGAUGCAGUUGAUACUGGAGGGCCAGAUACAGGCACGCAUCGAUUCGCACAACAAAAUUCUGUACGCGAAGGAUGCCGACCACCGAAGCGCCACGUUCGAGAAGGCCAUCAACGUGGGAAAGGAGUUUCAGCGGCGUACGCGAAUGUUCAUCCUACGGGCGGCAAUCCUGCGACGUCAUAUUCACGUUAAGAAUCAGCCGAGAGAAAGCAGCAAUCAUGGUACGGAAAUCUGUGUCCCAGCGAGCGGAUCAUCGAGCGGUACCCUGGCGCGCAAUUGAUUGAAUCUGGCCGAGGAAGAUUUUUUCAUUCGCUUCAAGAGAAAAUCUAAAUAAUAAACAGCACGCCACGCGCCGGUCAGACGAUUAUAGUGCGCUGCCCGGCAGAGGAAGUUUACUGAGCUACGCUAUUUGCAAACCGUGACCGCUUCUAAGCAACUGCGUCAGUCAGAAACCUUCAAACGUAACAAGUGCGAAUGAAAUGAUAACAAAUGAAUUACUUUUGGGCUAGAGGUGAGGUAAUGAAGGAGCAAUGCGAUAUCGAUGUGUUUUGCUGUCGUCAAUUUUUUUUGUCGCAUUAAUAACUCAACUCAAUGGAAUAAGAUGAAUUUAGCGCGCGCUUUACCGAUGCAGUCCUAGUAGCCCGUGUUCGUGCUAACUACCUUAAGCUAUCCACCGUCGACGGGAUAUCGAAGAGCAAGGAGGAGAUAGAGACAGAGAGAGAGAGAGAGAGAGAGAGAGAGAGAGAGAGAGA